AACCACAGAAUUCUGUGGCGUAAACUCAGAAUUGUAAACAUUGAAAAGUGAAAGGACCAAGUCGAGCCGCUAGCCGCUAGCCUUGCCAAGAAGUUGCUUUCACUUCAGCCUACUCUGUCGUCUCUAUGCUAUAGUCAUAGUGCAGACAGACGAAGCCACCAUGCAACAUAGUCCACUCAAGUAUUGCCCUCCCAGCUUGACGUUUGAGGAGGAUGGUUGUAAAGUGAAAGUUGAGGGAAACCUCAUGACCAUCACCGUCAAAGGCCAACAGGCCUUCAAGAGAGAAAUGAAUGAAAUUAAGAAAACACCGUUUGAUAUCACACUUCAGGUUGGCUCUGCAGACUGUCAGGUGAAAGCCCACAAGGAGGUUUUGGCGAAUAAAGUGGACUAUUUCAAGGCCAUGUUUUCAGAGAAUUUUGCAGAAAGCUCCCAGUCUGUUGUAGAUCUUGGGGAAUAUGUGGAUUUUCAAACUGUAUCAAAGCUGAUUGAGUUUUUCUACAAGGGAAUCAUGCAUGUUGCGGCCACUGAUGUGCAGAAAAUGUUUCAGCUCUCUGACAUUUGGAGUAUGUCUGGAAUCUACGCAAUGUGCACAAGGUUUAUGGAAUGGGAACUGGAUGUAUCGAACUGCUUAGAUUUGCUGAAACUUGCCAAGACUCACAGCUGUGAGAAGCUGGGCCAGGCUUGCUGUCAAGUGAUUCGCUUGUACUUCCAGGCUGUGGUGCACACAGAGGCUUUUUUGGAGCUGUCGGCACGAGAUCUUGUCGAAGUUCUCCGUGAGGACGGGCUGAGAACAGGUCCCCGUGGAGAGGAUUUUGUCCUGGAGGCGGUGCUCAAGUGGUACAAGCACGACCGAGACGCCAGGGUGCACGACCUUGAGGAGGUCCUGGGUCAUGUGAGUGUGUCGGAGGUCUCCCAGGAUUUGAGGAGACAACUCUUGGAUGACUCUGAUGUAGAGGGCAAACAAGAGCUUGAGAGACGAUUUCAGCAACAGGAUACAGAGGUCCCGAGGAAGUGUACACAUCACUUCAUGAUUAUUUGUGGAUUCUUACAGUCUCGGACAGGUCCAACGUGCCCGCGGACACCAACAGUAGAGAAGUACGACCCAGGAAGUGACACGUUAUCCACCGUGUGUAGCUUACCGGAGGCUCCGUCGUACGGCGUCGCGUUAAACCUGAUGGGAUACGUGACGUUUUUUGCUGUGUACAUGACAGUGGAGCCCGACAGGAACGAUUGUUCUCACACGACGGUAGUUUACGUUUACAACCAUCUGUUCGAUAAGUGGGACCGGGACGACAGAGUGUUCACCGAGGCUGCCCGCGAUGGAAUCACGCGAUGCUUGACGCACGGAGGGACUGUGGCUCACUGCACGGUGAACAACGUGAUUUAUGCGGUCAGGGUGGAAGAAUCAAUCGCCAUUGAUGUCAAGUGUCAAGAUGGAGAUAUCUUGUGUGAUGUGAAAAGACCCCUGCCCAGCUUGACCACUGUGCUAGACGCCAGCCACUGCGGCCUGAAGGCGGUCGUGCACAAAGGUCAGCUCUUCCUCCUGGGGGGCUUCUCCGGCCCGAUGUGGGAACGAGUCUUCUCCGACGCGGUUCUGGCGCUGAGUGAAGACCACACAAGAUGGCUGACCAAGUCCAGCAUGAUCAGCACUAGGUGUGACUUCGCUGUGGUCUCUUUAGGUGAGGAAAUAUUUGUCUCUGGUGGGUAUGGUGGGGAAAAUCCUCGCAGGCGGUUGCAGAAAUGUGAACGCUACGAUGUCCGGGAGGACAAGUGGUUGAUGUUUGCCGAGAUGCAGCACUCUCGCUCUCAUCACUGUAGUCUGGCCAUGGAUGGUCUUCUCUACACUAUUGGUGGAAAAUCGUAUGCGUCUCAGAAACACGCUGACCUGGGCGGCUGGUACCCGGGUGGGGCGAGGAUCGUGUCCAACUUUGUGGAAGUCGCAGAUCCCACGGUGCCGACAACUGACGGGGACCGGUGGAGACGCGUGGCUUCUCUUUGCAAGUCCAGAUGUAAUUUCAGCGCUGUGGUCGUGUGAACUUCACAAGUCCAAGUGUUUAGUUUUAGUACAGGUUUUACGGCGCUCGCAGCUGCAUAAGGUCAUAUGAGCGCCAAGAGGUGGAUGUCAACAGAGAAGUCCUUACAGGGAAUC
Aplysia californica (California sea hare) is the source of this 2149-nucleotide messenger RNA. RefSeq names its product kelch-like protein 17. Bases 161 to 2035 code for a protein of 624 amino acids. Gene Ontology annotation, molecular function: protein binding. The transcript has 11 exons. Lineage: Eukaryota; Metazoa; Mollusca; Gastropoda; Aplysiida; Aplysiidae. The record is from RefSeq and is a predicted model, not a curated record.